Messenger RNA from Scomber scombrus (Atlantic mackerel), 2398 nucleotides. It is a transcript of the gene eif2s2, whose product is annotated as eukaryotic translation initiation factor 2, subunit 2 beta. The transcript is spliced from 9 exons. NCBI's taxonomy places the organism in Eukaryota, Metazoa, Chordata, Actinopteri, Scombriformes, Scombridae. Gene Ontology annotation, molecular function: translation initiation factor binding; translation initiation factor activity; mRNA binding. The coding region runs from base 108 to 1106 and encodes 332 amino acids. Gene Ontology annotation, biological process: formation of translation preinitiation complex; translational initiation; formation of cytoplasmic translation initiation complex. Gene Ontology annotation, cellular component: eukaryotic translation initiation factor 2 complex. The record is from RefSeq and is a predicted model, not a curated record.
GCGCAGUGCAGACUCAACGCUGAUGCAAGACAUUUUCGGCGCAGCAGUGUGAGACUGAGCGAGGAGUGAGAAAGAAACACAUUUCUGUUACUUAUCAGCCUGCAAACAUGUCAGGAGACGAGAUGAUUUUUGAUCCCAACAUGACCAAGAAGAAGAAGAAGAAGAAGAAGCCCUUCAUGCUGGAUGAAGAAGGAGGAGAAGGAGUGGGGGGAGAAGAGGCUAAAGAGGUGGAGGCGAAGGAGGCAGAACCAGAAGCCGGAGAGGACAAAGAGAUGGACUUUGAUGAAGAUGAAGGCAGGAAGAAAGAGCCGUCUGAUGAUUUGAACGACCUGAACUUCUUCAACCAGAAGAAAAAGAAGAAGAAACCCAAGAAAGUAUUUGAUAAUGACGUAGAGGAAGGAUUAAAGGAGCUGAAAAUCGAAGGAGAGCAGACAGAGGCGAUGGAUGAGGACAACCUGGACCUGAUGCUUCCUGCCAAGAAAAAGAAGUCGAAGAAAGUGGACUUUGAUGAGGGAGAGGCACUGGAGAAGGAUGACACACUGGAGGACGAUGAGGGGAAGAACAAUGAUGGCAUUUCAUUCAGCUCCUCCACAGGACCUGCCUGGGCCGGCACUGAAAGAGAUUACACUUAUGAUGAGCUCUUGAACCGAGUUUUCAACAUCAUGAGGGAGAAGAACCCGGACAUGGUGGCCGGAGAGAAGAGGAAGUUUGUGAUGAAGCCUCCUCAGGUGGUCCGAGUGGGAACCAAGAAAACCUCCUUCGUCAACUUCACAGACAUCUGCAAACUGUUGCAUCGUCAGCCUAAACAUCUCCUCGCUUUCCUGUUGGCUGAAUUGGGAACAAGCGGCUCCAUAGACGGAAAUAACCAACUUGUGAUUAAAGGCAGAUUUCAACAGAAACAGAUAGAAAAUGUGUUGAGAAGAUAUAUCAAGGAAUACGUGACGUGUCACACCUGCCGCUCCCCAGAGACCAUUCUGCAGAAGGACACUCGCCUCUAUUUCCUGCAGUGCGAGACGUGCCACUCCCGCUGCUCUGUCGCCAGCAUCAAGACCGGCUUCCAGGCUGUGACGGGCAAGAGGGCGCAGCUCCGCGCCAAAGCCAACUAAAAAGCCACCAAAACUGGGCUGCCCUUCCCCUCUCGGCCCUCCCCCUUUCCCACUCAAAAGGGCCGAAGCUGGGGUCGGACGCCCCCUUGAUUUUUGCGGAAAAAAAGGACUCUCUGAAUCGAACUGCGGGAGGGUUUGGCUGUCGUUUAGUUGUGUUGUGGCCUGACCGGGCGGGGAGUGAGAGAGUAUCUAUAGCUGGCAGAUGGGAGUUCAGGCACUGUAAGCAGAUGAUGUGUACCACUUACACUGUUGGCUGCAUUUGAUUUGUUGUCUGGCUGAUGAACCCUGCACCACCUACACUUUUUUUUUCUGCUGUUGUUCUUGAUUCCUGCAAGAAAACCUUUAUUUAACAUGGCUUGAAUCCUUUCCCAUUCUUUAUCUCCCUCUUUACAUUCACCAAACAUCAAUAUUACAUUGGAUACAAACAAAUCAACAAUCUCCAUGCAGCCAGCCGCAUUGUAGUCAAGUUGAACUACAAUGACAGAGCUUAGUUGCUCUAAUUAUUGUAACUUUGAGGCUCAUGGUUGCUUUUUUUUAAAUGCUAGAGCUCAAUUUUGUUUAAACUAAGGUUGUGCUCCUGUUUCUGGUCUCUCAAAACGUAUCAAAGAGGCAAAUCAAAGUUACCAGGUUGGAGCACAUAAAAGAUUUGUCACAGUAACCCGUCUGUGACGAGGUCCAAACAUCCUUUUGAUCGUUUGUAGCAGAAGGUGGCCACAAAAUCUAAGAACUUAAGGUGGAUAAAGGGGAGAGCGCCUACUCACUGAAGACUUUAAUAGAGAGGCUGUGUGUGUGAGACAGAAAUAGAAAUUAUACGAUGUGUUUGUGAGUGCUGUUACGGCAUUGAUGAGCAUUUGUGUACUUUAUUUCUUUGACUUCUUGAGGUUUAGAUGAACACAUUUUUAUCAAAUAUUGGACAUUUAAUUAGAGGAAUAUUAAAUCGAAUAAAAUUAAUUUUGUCAAGAGGAUUGGGUUUCUUGAGCUAAUGCCAGUCCCCCCCCCCCGAUACAAACACACCCAAAUGCCCCCCCCCCCCCCCCAUAACUCUAUAGUCUAGCCUUACGAUGAAAAGCAGACUCUGAGCAGGCACCUCAGAUCAGUCUCCUCCAUCAGUUUGUCAUUUUCAAAUCUGAUUCAGAUUUACACCUCAAGCUAGCCAGGGAAGAGGAGUUUGAGUUCAGUGAUCCUGGAAACACGACAUUGAUUCAGUUCUUAUUGGAGAAGAAUGUGAAGGUCCGACUGCAAUCAUUUUAAAACCUGGUUUUUACAAAAAUAAAUGUUCUACUCUCUCUCUC